AUACAUAGUGUGGUGCAUCAGUUUUAGGUUUUUCUAAAUAACAUAAUAUGAACCGUGGUCUAUGAAAUUUCUUCAUUAAGAUGAGCAACUCCAGGGAAAAUGCAUACAGCUACCAUGGGUUCCAAUCUGCUGGUUCCAGUUCAGAAUAUAAUGCACAAGGUUAUAAGAGUCAGUCCUUUAUUUCUGCCAGUGGUAAUGUUGGUUCUGGGUUUGGAAAAGGAGGUUCUAAAAGAAAAAUAACGGAUGGCGAGGAUGAAGAUUAUUUUAACGAUCCUUUGGAUGAUGGAGAUAAUCCCGAUGAUAUCGUUGCAGCGUGUCCUUUUCUUAGUGAAGAUGAGAAAAAGAACAUGUUACAAAAAGAGGAUGAAGAAGACGAUCCACUUGAAGCUUUUAUGGCUGGAAUACAACAAGAGGUGACCACGUUAAAUAAGAAAGCUGAGAUAACAGAAAAAGAAGAGAAGCAGAAGACGGAUCGAGGGGUCAGAGAUGACCUGGAGGAGCUUGAUAGUGAAGAGCUUUAUUACAAAUAUAUGGAUGAGAAUCCUGAUGCAGGGAAAAUGUUCCUUGAUGAUGAAGAUCCUGUGGAGUACGAUGAGGAUGGAAACCCAAUCCAGACCAUCGUUCCAAACAAGAAGAUGAUCGAUCCUCUUCCAGUGGUCUACCACUCCGAGAUCGAUUAUCCUCCUUUUGAGAAGAACUUUUACCGGGAGCACGAUGAGAUCAAAAGUUUGACAAAUGAUGGUGUGGACUCCCUGAGGAGGAGGUUGGGGAUCAAAGUUUCGGGAUUUUUUCCUCCCAAACCUGUAUCCAGUUUCGGACAUUUUGGAUUUGAUGAAAAGAUUAUAUCAGCUAUCAGAAAACACAACUUCACCCAGCCCACACCCAUACAAGCACAAGGUAUCCCAUGCGGUAUGUCGGGCAGAGAUGUCAUUGGGAUAGCUAAAACAGGAUCUGGUAAAACUGCGGCUUUUAUCUGGCCGAUGUUGGUUCAUAUUAUGGACCAACCAGAACUUAAAAAGGGAGAUGGACCAGUUGGUUUAAUUGUGGCUCCUACUCGUGAGCUGUGUCAACAAAUUUACUUUGAAUGUAAACGAUUUGGAAAGGUGUAUGGGUUACGUAGCGUGUGUUGUUAUGGGGGUGGCAACAUGCAUGAACAACAGAAGGGAUUGUCUGAUGGAUGCGAGAUUGUGGUAGCUACACCUGGUCGUAUCAUCGACCAUGUGAAGAAGAAAAACACGAACCUUCUACGAGUUACAUACCUCGUGUUUGAUGAAGCAGAUCGUAUGUUUGAGAUGGGAUUCGAAUACCAGGUUCGCUCGAUUGCGAACCAUGUGCGACCUGAUCGGCAAACUCUGCUCUUCAGCGCCACCUUCAGGAAACGAAUAGAGAGAUUAGCGAGGGAUAUUCUGACAGACCCUGUUCGUAUAAUACAGGGGGAUGUGGGGGAAGCUAAUGCCGAUGUAACACAGAUAGUUGAGGUGUUCAAGACAGCAGACAUGAAAUGGAAAUGGUUGUUACGUCGAAUCAUUCCUUUUACAAGUGAAGGGAGUUUGCUGGUUUUUGUCACCAAGAAAGCAAAUGCUGAGGAAUUAGCGACCAACCUAAUCAACGAAGGUCAUGACGUCGCACUCAUUCAUGGUGAUAUGCAACAAUAUGACAGGAAUAAUGUAAUAACAAACUUCAAGAAGAAGCAGGUGGCAACUUUAGUAGCCACAGAUGUAGCAGCCAGAGGAUUGGAUAUUCCAUUAAUACGAAACGUGAUCAAUUACGAUGUUGCUCGCGAUAUUGAUACACAUACUCAUAGAAUUGGAAGAACUGGACGUGCUGGUCAGAAAGGUACAGCUUAUACAUUAGUUACAUCAAAAGACACUUACUUUUCUGGUGACCUGGUGAGAAACUUGGAGGGUGCAGGACAACGAGUACCAGACGAUUUGUUACAACUUGCGUUGCAAAAUUCAAAAUUUCGAAAGUCCAGAUAUAAACAUGGAAGUGGAAAACAAAUUUCUAAUUUUAAGACAAGAGACCGGCCAGGAUUUGGAGCAACUGCAAGCUCUACCACAAGCACCAUGGCGUCUUUCAGAGCUGCUGCAGCGGCAGGAGUCAUGGGGGGUCGCGCUUCUUCAAUGAAAGAUUAUUUUAAGAACCAAUAUAAAUCUAACUUUGUGCAGAGCAGUGAACCUGCAGCUGCAUCCACCUGGAACAGUGGUGAUGGAUUUAAACAUCCAAACUCAAAGAGGAAGAAGAAGAGUAGAUGGGACUCGUGAAGAUAUAAAGUUCCACACUUGUACAGCAAGAAUUUUAUAAGCUGAUAUUUAGCCGCACAAGGUCGCCAAAUAAAAUAUCAUUGACUGAAAGCACACGCCAAUAAAACGAAUGCCAUGAGCUCUAAA
Molecule: messenger RNA, 2390 nt
Organism: Ciona intestinalis (vase tunicate)
Lineage: Eukaryota; Metazoa; Chordata; Ascidiacea; Phlebobranchia; Cionidae
Source: RefSeq, a predicted model, not a curated record